UGUGUAAACGAAGAGGCUAGCUCUUCUGUAUCAAAAAUAAAACACAAAUUGUUUGCUGCAACGUUUUUUCGAUGGCGACAGUGGAACCCAAACGCAUCCUUUUACUUAGUGGGAAACACAAAUCUGGAAAAUAUUACGUGACGGAUUUGAUUCACAAAAGACUAGGUCCAGAUGUAUGCUGUAUCUUGCGUAUCUCGGGUCCUCUCAAACAGCAAUACGCACAGGACCAUGGAUUGGACUUUGAGGAGCUGUUGGGAGCAGGUGAGUACAAGGAGAAGUACCGUGCUGACAUGAUCCAGUGGUGUGAGAAGCAGAGGGAGAAGGGCCCAGGGUUAUUCUGUCGUGUGGCCAUCAAGGCAGCCCACCAGCCUAUCUGGAUUGUGAGAGACACAUGACAUCUGUCAGAUCUGCAGUGGUUCUGGAGGGAGUAUCCUGGUCAGUCUCGAUGGGUUCGGGUGGAGGACUCAGAAGAGACACGGAGGGAGAGGGGCUGGGAGUUCACAACAGGUGCAAUACCUACACUGAUAAUAUUAGUGAUAUGUUCUUCACUUUCGGAGAAAAUACUUCAACACCACACCCUCUCUCUGCAGGAAUAGAUGAUGCAGUCUGAAUGUGGGCUCGACCAAGGAGUAGAUUUUGAUUGGAUUACCCAUGGUAAAAUUAGUGCAAUACUGCAUUGCACACCCAUUCAACAAUUAAAAUGUACUAGACACAGACAUGAUCAAUGUUCUAAUAGCAGGGUUAGUGUUAGUUCAUAACAUUUUAAAGUAGACUUGGAGGUGGUAGUAGCAGCACCUAAAUUGGAGUGGUAUCAAACUGAAAAAAAAAAACAAUACAAAAAUUGGAAUGUCAAUA
Molecule: messenger RNA, 855 nt
Organism: Oncorhynchus gorbuscha (pink salmon)
Lineage: Eukaryota; Metazoa; Chordata; Actinopteri; Salmoniformes; Salmonidae
Product: phosphomevalonate kinase-like
Exons: 4
Coding region: 72-395 (107 amino acids)
Biological process (GO): cholesterol biosynthetic process; isopentenyl diphosphate biosynthetic process, mevalonate pathway
Cellular component (GO): cytoplasm
Molecular function (GO): phosphomevalonate kinase activity
Source: RefSeq, a predicted model, not a curated record